UAAAGUUGAGUCAACAGCUUCUGCAGGAUAUGACAGCAACACGAUCUCUUAUUUCCAGGGCACGUGGUUUCAGGAAGACCCUCAUACCAAGCAAAACACACGCCCUGCCCGGUGUAUGAGGCAGGUACUGCUGGCACACACACACACACACACACCUGUGGCGGUGCUCGAGGAAGUGUGUGAGGGUAGUUAAAACCAGCUCUGCAUUUGCGUCAGCCGUAAGAAAACUUAUUUCGAGAGUACACUUUGUUCCCGGGCUGUUAGCAUUACUGGAUACAGUCUGAAGAAGAGUCUGGAGAGGAGUCCGAGAGCAGGAAAGGGCGGGAAGUGACAUAAUAUAGCAGAAGUGCAGCAUGGCUCCACAUCCUGUCACUCAGGCUGUCAUUGAUCUGUCAGCUGGAGCAUGUGGAGGGAUUGCGUGUGUGAUCAGCGGGCAGCCGUUUGACACCGCCAAGGUGAAGAUGCAGACAUUCCCCGGCCUGUACAGAGGCUUUGUGCACUGCUUCGUCUCCGUGUAUAAACAGGUUGGCCUGCGAGGGCUUUAUCAGGGCACCACACCCGCCCUCAUAGCCAACAUCGCGGAGAACGCGGUGCUGUUCAUGAGCUACGGCUUCUGCCAGAAUGUGGUGCGCUUUCUUUCAGGACUGGACCGGAACACUGAACUCAGUGAUGUUCAGAAGGCCUGCUCUGGCUCUGUGGCCUCUGUCUUCUCCUCUCUGGCUUUGUGUCCCACUGAACUGGUCAAAUGUCGACUGCAGGCCAUGCAUGAAAUGGAGGCGUCCGGCAAGAUCGCCAGUGGACAGAAAAGCACGGUGUGGUCUGUUGUGAGAAAUGUGCUGCGGACAAACGGUCCUCUGGGUUUCUAUCAGGGCCUCACCACCACUAUUGUCCGCGAGCUGCCUGGAUAUUUCUGUUUCUUUGGAGGAUAUGAACUCAGCCGCUCCAUAUUUGCCCACCACAUGGACACAGACAAAGAGCACAUCGGUGUCGUGCCGCUAAUGUUCAGUGGUGGUUUCGGCGGUGCGUGUCUCUGGUUGGUUGUGUAUCCUAUAGACUGUGUGAAGUCUCGCAUUCAGGUUCUGUCUCUAGCAGGGAAACAGGAAGGCUUCAUCAAGACUCUUACGGGGAUUUUACGAAAUGAAGGAGUGGCACCUCUGUAUUCAGGUUUGACUCCUACUAUGAUCCGAACAUUUCCUGCUAAUGGAGCUCUCUUUCUGGCUUAUGAAGUCAGUCGCAAGUUCAUGAUGAAGCAGUUUGAUCACUGAGUCCAUUUCAGUUUUUAUAGUGUUCCUGACUUGUUUUUUUAAUUUCCAUCCUGUGUCUUUUACUGAAUUAUUCAAAAUAUAUGCACAAUGAUGCAGCUUGAAUAUUUUAUAUGUGAGAAAUAAUAAGGCAGAGCACUACAGGUGAAUCGAGUAAAAUAAUAUUAAUUACACGGCAAAAUAUAUAUAUUUUCA
Messenger RNA from Danio aesculapii, 1457 nucleotides. It is a transcript of the gene slc25a15a, whose product is annotated as solute carrier family 25 member 15a. The record is from RefSeq and is a predicted model, not a curated record. Gene Ontology annotation, biological process: mitochondrial L-ornithine transmembrane transport. Bases 354 to 1265 code for a protein of 303 amino acids. The transcript is spliced from 7 exons. Lineage: Eukaryota; Metazoa; Chordata; Actinopteri; Cypriniformes; Danionidae. Gene Ontology annotation, molecular function: L-ornithine transmembrane transporter activity.